Nerophis ophidion (straightnose pipefish) is the source of this 4135-nucleotide messenger RNA. RefSeq names its product MICAL-like protein 2. Gene Ontology annotation, molecular function: protein binding. Lineage: Eukaryota; Metazoa; Chordata; Actinopteri; Syngnathiformes; Syngnathidae. Bases 256 to 3381 code for a protein of 1041 amino acids. The record is from RefSeq and is a predicted model, not a curated record. The transcript has 16 exons.
CCACUCGGUGACGUCACAGUCCUUUCUACAGGUGUCUCGACUCUUGACAGUCUGCCUCACUUCCGUGUUGACUUUGGAGGAGACAAGCAAACAAAUGACGUGUCGCGUCCUCGCCGGCAUCCUCACCACUUUUACAAGCGCCGUGUCGAGUUCCGCGAGUGAAGUGAAGGAAGCGGGGAGCUCCGUGCUGGUAUAGCGGAGUGUUCGAGGCGAGGAGUCCGCUGAGGCGGCCCCGAGCUCCGGCUUGCUGGCGGCAUGGCAGCCGUGAAGGCUCUCCAGCAGUGGUGCCGCGUCCAGUGUGAAGGCUACCGGGAUGUCAACAUCAAGAACAUGACCUCGUCCUUCCGGGACGGGCUGGCUUUCUGUGCGCUCAUCCACAAACACCGACCCGAACUCAUUGACUUUGAUUCCUUGAGGAAAGAAAAUGUCUAUGAGAACAACCACCUGGCGUUUAAAGUUGCAGAGGAGCAGCUUGGAAUCCCUGCACUCUUGGAUGCAGAAGAUAUGGUGGCUCUCAAAGUCCCGGACCGCCUCAGCAUCCUCACCUACGUCUCCCAGUACUAUAACUACUUUCAUGGACGCUCUCCAAUUGGAGGUGUAGGCGCCGUAAAGCGACCUGCCGAGGUACCCGCUGACGGGCCGGCCGGGAAGAAAAACCAGGCAGUGGUCUCCAAAGUGUUCCGGCCGUCUAAGGAAAAUAACCCUCCACCUUCUUUUGCUGCCACACAGCCUCUUCCUCGCCCGAGAGAAACAAGAAACAAUGAGUUUCCAGCAGAGGAAUCCCAUCAGGUUGGAACCCUGAGUAACAAGUGUGUGUCCUGCAAGCAGCACGUUCACCUGGUGCAGCGACAUCUAGUGGACGGGAAGCUCUAUCACAGGAACUGUGCAAAGUCACUGGGUCUUCCAAACACAAGCACACUUCUAAGAAAUGUUCCCUCCGGAGUCACUCCUCCAGCAGACCUCACGAAAGACAACACAGUGACCCCCGCGGCCCAGAAACCAAGCGCUCCUUUAAGCAUCUCCUUCCCGUCUUCAACUCCUUCGUCAAGUAACACCACGCCCACUAAAGAGAGUAAGGGUCCUGUCUCCAAACCCUCAUCUACCGUCAUUACACCCGAGCCCAUCAGCACCCGGCCCGUGGCGGCACCUCGUAGUUCUACCACAGCGGCCAAGACCCUGCAGUCCAAGCUUGCCUUCUUUCAGGCAGAAAGUGCGGAUAAAAAAACUGUAUCCAUGAUUGUAGACCCUCCAAGAGGGGCAAAGUCUACUCAUCCUGUUCAGGAAACAAAAGGAGGCACAAAUGCUCUUGGAGCUAAAAGUCAGGCCGAGGUGAAGGAAGAAACAGCAAAGAAGGCCGGCGAUGACAAAAGCAGUAAAACAAAGCCUACAGAAACCUCUAAAAACGUCUCAAAGGUGGAAAACAACAAUAGUAAAACAGAGCUGGCAGAAACCUUGAAUAAAGUCUUCAAGGUGGAAAAAAACAACAACAAUAGUAAAACAGAGCUCGCAGAAACCUCUAAGAAAGUCUCAAAGGUGGAAAACAACAAUGGUAAAACAGAGCUUGCAGAAACCUAUAAGAAAAUAUCAAAGGUGGAAAACAACAACAAUGGUAAAACAGAGCUUGCAGAAACUUAUAAGAAAAUCUCAAAGGUGGAAAACAACAACAAUGGUAAAACAGAACUUGCACUGAACCCUAAGAAAGUUUCAUUGGAGGAAAACUACAGCAACAAUAGUAAAACAGAGCUUGCAGAAACUUAUAAGAAAAUCUCAAAGGUGGAAAACAACAACAAUGGUAAAACAGAACUUGCACUGAACCCUAAGAAAGUUUCAUUGGAGGAAAACUACAGCAACAAUAGUAAAACAGAGCUUGCAGAAACUUAUAAGAAAAUCUCAAAGGUGGAAAACAACAACAAUGGUAAAACAGAACUUGCAGAAACCCCUAAGAAAGUCACAAAGGUGGAAAACAACAACAAUGGUAAAACAGAACUUGCACUGAACCCUAAGAAAGUUUCAUUGGAGGAAAACUACAACAACAAUAGUAAAACAGAGCUUGCAGAAACCUCUAAGAAAGUCUCAAAGGUGGAAAACAACGACAAUGGUAAAACAGAGCUUGCAGAAACCUAUAAGAAAAUUUCAAAGGUGGAAAACAAUGGUAAAACAGAGCGUGCAGAAACCUCUAAGAAAGUGUCAAAGGUGGAAAAAAAGAACAAUGGUAAAACAGAGCUUGCAGAAACCUAUAAGAAAAUCUCAAAGGUGGAAAACAACAACAAUGGUAAAACCGAGCUUGCACAGAACCCUAAGAAAGUCUCAAAGGAGGAAAACUCCAAGAACAGUAAGCCGACACCAAAGUCUGAGCUCCCCAAGCGAACGGAUGUAACUUCUCAGGUCCAGGAAGUCAAGAAGCCCACAGAAGGGGUCAGAGGGAAGAUGAGGCUCAGGCUCAAAAUCAACCCGUCCAUCCUGGCCGACCUGCAGCCUCCACCUUCAGAGGGGAGCCCCCCCCCCCCAGUCAGCAGCAGCCAGCCAAGAGACAAAACUCCAGACAGAGGCUCCAAACCUAAUAAAGCACCCACAACUUCAGCAUCAGCAGAGAAGGAGACGCCCACAGAUUGGAGAGCCAUGCUUAAACCUGUCUCCAAAGAUGCAAAAGCUGCUGACUCAUCCCAGUCCUCUGCGAGACUGCAGACGGACAAAACUGCAAACUCGCCGUCAACCCAAGUGUCUUUAAAACCAUUGGUGGAUCCCGCUAAACCUACCGGCAUAUCUGUCACCGUCCCGUCAUCACAAGGCUUCCGUAACGACGAAAGUAAGCCCAGAAAAACACCAUCAGAGUCAAACUUCUUAAAGACAAAGCCAAACUUCAUCCCCAAAGAGGCCAUCCUGAAGGAGCUGCAGGAGAUCGAAGAUAACAUCAACCAGUUGGAGAAGAGAGGAGUGGUGCUGGAGACGAAGCUCCGCCACAGUGAAGACGAGGGGGAGGAUGACUCUCUCAUGGACGAGCUGAUGGUGGAGUGGUUCGGCCUGAUCAGAAACAAGCAGUUGGCCAUGCGACGCGAGUCCGAGCUUGUCUACAUUGGGAAGACCCAGGACUUGGAGGAGCAGCAGCCCAGUGUUGAACAACAACUCAGGAAGCUGAUUGACAAACCAGAACAUCUGAAGACAACGUGGGACCGCAAGCGAGAAGAACAGCUGAUGAGCAAACUGAUGGAGAUCGUCAACGACCGCAACGCUAUCGUAGAAGGGCUGGAUGAAGACAGGCUCAGAGAGGAAGAGGAAGACCAGGAGCUGAACAAGUUGAUGAUGAAUCUCAAUGCAAAAAAAGACAAGAAGAAGAAGUCGCCCAUGUCCAAACUCUUCACUUGGGGCAAGAAGGAGGCGUGAUGUCACUCAGACAUCUUUGCUGCUCUUCUCUGGUACUUUUUAUCUUAGUUCACUUUACUUCACUUCCAUUUUAAUGCUCAUGGGUGAGUUUGUGAGGGGGAGUACAUACAGUAUGGUGGUUACACACACACACACACACACACACAUGCACACAGUCAGAUCUGAGGGGUUAAUGAUACUCUGUUAUUGGGUUCAGUGCUCCAGUUGUAAUUUUAAUCUUCUUACAGUCUUAAUCUGUCUACUUAAUGCACAAACACACACACACGUACGCACACAAACUCAUCCACACGAUGUGGGUUCUAAACACUAAUAUGAGCAAGAGAAACAACAUUUUUUUUGAAUGUUUUAAAGCGGUGUUGUGAAUGUGUUGCAGCUGAAAGUUGUGAUGGAUGGAAUGUUGAGAGGACAAUGACGUGGAUGCAUGAGAACAUUCAUAGACAUGUUUGAAAGCUGCUUCUUGCAUUGGAGUGUGAUGCUGGCUCUGUGUCACACACUGCAACUUACCCCCUGCCAUGUCUAACUUGGGUGUCUUUAUUUUGUUUAAAGUGAAAAGAUUCAAAAUAAGUGGUCCAAAGAUGAGAUGGGGGCUGGGUGUAGUGAUCCACAUUGGAUCUGAAUGAAUUUAAAACAUGCGAAGGCUCUGUAGUAUCUUUUUGUACAAUUUAACAUUGUAUAUAAGUCUUGUUUCCCCUUUUAUUUCCCUGCAAUACAUCUGCAGAUUAAAGAGAUCUUAUCAUUAAAUAUAUUCAAAGUG